GCCGGCCUGUCGCAAUCGCGACGGGGGAAGAGGAACAGGCUUGGCCGCCUCGACGCAGGGCGGGAGGGGGUGGCCGGGAAAGCACGUGAGAGCUGCAGGCCCGGAACCCAGGCCUCCAGCUUUCUUCUGAAGCCUGGCCCUCCGAGGGGCUGCGGAUCAGGACCACCCGCUGGCGGAAGAGGGGCAGCAGAGCCUGUAGCUAGCCAUCAGUCCAGUUGACCUCCAAGAGCCUCGGGCAGAGGCUGACCCGCGAUGCAUGGAUGUUGGGGCAGAGCUGACCCGGGAACGCAUGGAUGUUGAGGCAGAGCAGUGGACAUCUGGGUGCCAGAUUUGCAUCUGCACCAGGGAUUGACAGCGCAUCCAGCAGAGACACCCAGAGGUGGCUGGCAGAUGCCACGUCUGGCCCGUCACCCCACUUGGCAGAAACUGAGGCCUGUCCCACUCUGACUUUUUACAGAAAAGCUACCACAGUAACAAGCCAUCAGGCCUCCACCCUGCUGGCCCACCCACACCACACACUAUUGGGCACACCACAAGACACUGGGGAGAGCGCAGCUGGCCCUGAACCUGCCUUUCUGCCCUCUGGGGAUCUCUCAAAGGGAAAGUGGGGGGAGAUAUGAGAACCUAGGUCCUGGUGAGUUGCGGACCUCGGGCUCAGGCUGGGUAGCCCAGUUCCAGCUUGUGUGUCCAUAAGCCCGUGACUCUCUUUGAACAGAGGGACCUGAGAGCCCAGGCAGUGUAGGUUCCCUACCUCUGGAGCAGAGCACCCGACCUCGGGGUGCCAGGCAGAUGAGUGCAGUCCAUGCAAGGGCUGGGGAAAGGAGACAAGCGGGAAGAGCAGGGCCUGGGCCCUGAACCCUCAGUGCCCCCACAACCCACCGAGGAGGAGGAGGCACUGAUCGAGUUCCACCGCUCCUACCGAGAGCUCUUCCAGUUCUUCUGCAACAAUACCACCAUCCACGGCGCCAUCCGCCUGGUAUGCUCCAAGCACAACCGCAUGAAAACGGCCUUCUGGGCAGUGCUGUGGCUCUGCACCUUUGGCGUGAUGUACUGGCAGUUUGCCUUGCUGUUCGCAGAGUACUUCAGCUACCCUGUCAGCCUCAACAUCAACCUCAAUUCAGACAAGCUGGUCUUCCCUGCCGUCACUGUCUGCACCCUUAACCCCUACAGAUACACUGAAAUUAAAGAGGAGUUGGAAGAGCUGGACCGCAUCACGGAACAGACGCUCUUUGACCUAUACAAAUACAACUCCUCCUACACGCUCAAGGCGGGGGCCCACCGCCGCAGCACCCGCAACCUCAGGAGCGCUCUUCCGCACCCCCUGCAGCGCCUGCACGCACCGCCUCCGCCCUACCCAGCCCGCGCAGCACGCAGCUCGUCUUCCAGUGUUCGCGACAAUAACCCCCAAGUGGACAGGAAGGACUGGAAGAUCGGCUUCCAACUGUGCAAUCAGAACAAAUCAGACUGCUUCUACCAGACGUACUCAUCCGGGGUGGAUGCGGUGAGGGAGUGGUACCGCUUCCAUUACAUCAACAUUCUGUCCAGACUGCCCGACACCUCACCAUCCCUAGAGGAAGAAGCCUUGGGCAACUUCAUCUUCACCUGCCGGUUCAACCAGGCCCCCUGCAACCAGGCGAAUUAUUCUCAGUUCCACCACCCCAUGUAUGGGAACUGCUACACAUUCAACAACAAGAACAACUCCAAUCUCUGGAUGUCUUCCAUGCCGGGAGUCAACAAUGGUCUGUCUCUGACACUGCGCACAGAGCAGAACGACUUCAUCCCCCUGCUGUCCACAGUGACAGGGGCCAGGGUGAUGGUGCAUGGGCAGGAUGAGCCUGCCUUCAUGGAUGACGGUGGCUUCAACUUGCGGCCUGGUGUGGAGACCUCCAUCAGCAUGAGGAAGGAAGCCCUGGACAGCCUUGGAGGCAAUUAUGGUGACUGUACUGAGAAUGGCAGUGAUGUCCCUGUCAAGAACCUUUACCCUUCCAAGUACACGCAGCAGGUGUGCAUUCACUCCUGCUUCCAGGAGAACAUGAUCAAGAAGUGUGGCUGUGCCUAUAUCUUCUACCCUAAGCCCAAGGGUGUAGAGUUCUGUGACUACCGAAAGCAGAGUUCCUGGGGCUACUGCUACUAUAAGCUGCAGGGUGCCUUCUCCUUGGACAGCCUGGGCUGUUUCUCCAAGUGUCGGAAGCCGUGCAGUGUGACCAACUACAAGCUCUCUGCUGGCUACUCAAGAUGGCCCUCUGUGAAGUCCCAGGAUUGGAUCUUCGAGAUGUUGUCCUUGCAGAAUAAUUACACAAUCAACAACAAAAGAAAUGGAGUCGCAAAACUCAACAUCUUCUUCAAGGAGCUGAACUAUAAAACUAAUUCGGAGUCUCCCUCCGUCACGAUGGUCACCCUCCUGUCUAACCUGGGCAGCCAGUGGAGCCUGUGGUUCGGCUCGUCUGUGCUGUCUGUGGUGGAAAUGGCCGAGCUCAUCUUUGACCUCCUGGUCAUCACAGUCCUCAUGCUGUUGCACAGGUUCAGAAGCCGGUACUGGUCUCCAGGACGAGGGGCCAGGGGUGCGAGGGAAGUGGCCUCCACUCCGGCUUCCUCCUUCCCCUCCCGAUUCUGUCCCCACCCUACAUCCCCACUGCCUUCUUUGCCCCAGCAGGGCACAGCCCCUUCCCUGGCCCUGACGGCCCCUCCGCCUGCCUAUGCAACCCUAGGCCCCUGUGCCCAUCCACUGGAUUCUGCAGUGCCUGGCCCUUCUGCCUGUGCCCUGGGGGAGCCAUGAGAGAGGAGAGUUGUCCUCUCACCCAGGCCAGUGCUCCUGGGUAAACCGAAGUAUAUCUCAUCUUCAGUGGCACCUUCAACAGCUGCCCAGCUGCCUUUGGUGUGCCUGAGGGAGUAGGCUAAAUAAGGGGCCAGGAAGUUAUCCAGAGAACAGCAGCUAAUGAGCUGUUCUGAGCUGCCCGGCUCAUGCUUCUGAACACUGCUUUCCGCACAAGCUCAAACAAGUCUCCUUUUCCCUUGGAUCAGCCAAGCCAGACUUGGAACUUUGACAAGGAACUUUCCUGGGAAACGACCAACGAACAAAUAUAAACAAGGCUCGGAAAAGUGGCCACAGGUUUCCUACCCCAUGACCAGAGAUUGGCCUCGCCGCGCCACCUUCAGAGACACAGAUGUCUGCCCCCUUUCUUGAACUUGGGUGGGGAACCCCACCCAAAAGCCCCCUUUAUUAGUUCUUUGGCAAUUCCCCUUCCCUGACUCCCCAGGGUGGGGCCUAGAGUAAGAUGAGUAUAGUAAAGGGUUGGCCAUUCUCCUCCAUCUCUGAGACUCCUCUCUCGUUUAAUACCCUGUGCCACAGUGCCUCUGUGCCGUGUCCUUCAUGCUUGUCUCAGCUAUUUUCUCAGCCUGGAAGCUUCCUCUACCAUCUCCUAGAUACCUUCUAUGCACCCUUAGAACUCUGCUCAAAGGACCAUUGCUUUUGUGAACUUUUACCAUAUCCCCUUGUCUCAUAGUGCACUAUGCCGUAUGUUCACAUUCUUGUGUCACUGUCUCCCUGAGUAGACUGUGAACUCCUUGUGGUCAGGGACGAGGCUUUCUCAGUUUUGUAUCCUUCAGGUCUAGCCCAGUAUCCCACUUGGAGCAGGUAGGCAGGUUGCCAAUAAACGCUUGUUACCUAA
Cricetulus griseus (Chinese hamster) is the source of this 3668-nucleotide messenger RNA. The record is from RefSeq and is a predicted model, not a curated record. NCBI's taxonomy places the organism in Eukaryota, Metazoa, Chordata, Mammalia, Rodentia, Cricetidae.